Cylindrotheca closterium is the source of this 939-nucleotide messenger RNA. The record is from the annotation of a GenBank genome assembly. NCBI's taxonomy places the organism in Eukaryota, Bacillariophyta, Bacillariophyceae, Bacillariales, Bacillariaceae.
AUGAUGUUCUUCUCCUCGUCAUGCUUUACACUCCUUUCCAUUGUACAACUAUCAGUCAUAUCAGGAUUUGCUCCGAUCCACCAUGUUCCAGUCUCGCCAACAAGUUGUUCUUCUUCAUCAGCAGCUCUUCACAUGGCAUCACCACCACCACCACCACCACCACCACCACAAGAACCACCAAUGAUGCCCGCUUUGAACGAUAAAGAGAUUCGAGAAAUUCUCGAUCAAAUUCCAGUCUAUGGUUUGAUUUCCAAAGAGACUGGUUCUCUAUUUCUCGUGGACGAUGAUACCCAAGUUGCCCAGGAAGGAGAGAGAGAGGAGGAUGUCGUCCCACCAACAUCCAAUGGCAAAAAGACGAUUGCCAAUUUUUAUCUGUCCCCCGAAUUCUGUCAAGCGCUGGUCGCUGGAAACGAAGACCAAUUGGAAGUCGGAGUCUAUCGCCUGGGUCAAGUUUAUUUUGAUUACUACCAAAAGGAGAGCAAAGCUGCUACUACUACUACUACUACUACUAUGGAAUACCGUAUCAUUCCGGAUGCUCGCAACGUCCAACAGGCCCGGUCCAUUCUCAGUCAAAUGGCCGGGAUUCAAAAUGCCUUCUCGUCCAGUCCACUCCAAAAGGAAGGGUACGUUGAAAUUCCAAUAUUUAUGGAUCAACACUUACGACUAGCCGAAGAACUAGGUGACUCGGAUGAAGAUUAUCGAGAAAUCUUUCCAAUGUACUUUGGUUGGAACGACCUGGUGACGACCUGUCAAGAAUACGUAAAGGGCAUGAAAGACGCUGGUAUGGACGAAGAAGAAUAUGAAGCGGCCAUUAGUGUGGCCGAAUUGCAUCAAUUGGUUGCGGAAAUGCGCCGAGAGUCUCCCAUUGACUUUCGCAAUGUGCAAUUUGUGCCGGCUUCCCCUCGACCACUGGACGAAGAAGGUGCCAAGACAGAAUAA